UUAGAUUAAAAAAAAGUGUGUCUGGGGGCCGGUAUAUCUAUUUUUAGGAAUACUAAUACAAAACCUCACAAUAAUGAUUGAAAGCUAAAAACAGUAUGACAGACCGCCUUAAAAAACGGAAUGGAAUUUUGCAUUUUUUUACUGAAUGAGACACCCAGAAUGUACGUGAAAAUAAAGAAUGUGGGAUUUACAAUGUUAACUAUGACCGAUAAAACACUGAAUAUUGACAACAUAUUUUACAAUCAACACAACCAAAAUGCAACAAACAGUGAAAUAUGAACGUGAAAGGUAAAAAAAACCCCACCUUGUCAUGAUCCAUGGUCCGGAUCAUGUUUGUUUAGUUAUUUUCUGUUAGUUUUUGGACUGCUUUAGUUCUUGGUUGUGCUCUUGUGAGUUUGUUUUGGUUGUCAUGGUCACUCAUUGUGUUCACCUGUCUCUGAUUAGUGCUCGACCGCUCACAUGCUUCCUGAGCGCUAAUCAGAGGCAUUAUUUAAGUUGCCUUUGCCAGUCACUCGUUCUGCCUUCGUUGUCUUGAUGUCACACCGGCUUAUAUCUGAUUCUGACCAAACUUGUCCUGGACAAGACAGCAUGCUGAUGUCCUGAUCCGAGGGAGUCCGCCCAGACUUCAGCUAAUCACCAUUUGAUCCCCAUCAGUCCGUCAAGCUCCAACAGACGCCAUCCGUUUUACCCCCCGGGCAGCCCCCACGCCCCUGCCGCCCACGGCCUGCCGUCACCAUGACGUCGGAGCUGGAGAGUAGCCUGACCUCCAUGGAUUGGCUCCCUCAGCUUACCAUGCAGGCGGCCAUCCGCAAGGCCGACGGCCAAAAUGCCCACGGGCCUGGCAUGGGCAAGAAGAGUGCCCUCCUGGACCCCAACACCACGCUGGACCAGGAGGAGGUGCAGCAGCACAAGGACGGCAAGCCGCCCUACAGCUACGCCAGCCUCAUCACGUUCGCCAUCAACAGCUCGCCAAAGAAGAAGAUGACGCUGAGCGAGAUCUACCAGUGGAUCUGCGAUAACUUUCCCUACUACAGAGAGGCAGGAAGUGGAUGGAAGAACUCAAUACGGCACAAUCUGUCAUUGAACAAGUGUUUUCUCAAAGUGCCUCGCUCCAAAGAUGACCCAGGAAAGGGCUCUUACUGGGCCAUUGACACUAACCCGAAGGAGGACGCCCUGCCCACUCGGCCAAAGAAGAGGCCACGGUCUGGAGAGCGGGCUUCCACGCCGUACAGCCUGGAGUCGGAGUCUUUGGGAAUGGAGUGUAUGAUCUCUGGAAGUGCCUCUCCAACGCUGGCAAUCAACACUGUGACUAACAAGGUGGCGCUCUACAACACAGACCAGGAAGGGAGCGACAGUCCGAGAAGCAGCCUUAACAACAGCCUGUCAGAUCAGAGUCUGGCCUCUGUCAAUCUCAACAGUGUGGGCAGCGUGCACAGCUACACUCCGGUGACCAGUCACCCCGAACCCGUGUCCCAGUCUAUGAGCCUCCAGCAGCCGCAAUCCCAGUACAACAUGCCAGACAGAGACAAACAGCUCAUGUUCUCUGAAUUUGAAGAUCUCAGUGCCUCCUUCCGCAGCCUUUACAAGUCUGUCUUUGAGCAGUCCUUCAGCCAACAAGGUCUGAUGGGAAUCCCGUCAGAUUCCUCGCAGCAGCAGCAGACCCACACGUCCUGCUCCUAUCAGCACUCCCCGAGCGGCGCCAUCAGCACCCAGAACAACCUGUCCAACCACCAGUCCAACAACCACCCCAACAACCACUCCAACAACAGCGGCCAGGUGCCCCUGUCCCACCCGGCCCAAGCCCACCCCGGACACGGCUCUCCGCACGCGCAGCACCUCCCGCACAACCAGCACCCGCAGCACAACCAGCAUCCGCAGCACCAGCAGCACGCGGCGCAGCACCCUCAGCACGGCCAGCACCCGCCGCAACACCCGUCCCACGGCCAGCACCCACAGCAGCACACGCCGCACCCCUCUCAGCACGCUCAGCACGGCCAGCACCCUCCUCAGCAUCAGAGCCUCUCCCACCAGCCACAUCCCACCCAGCAGCAGAUGGCCUGCAAUCCAGGUUUACUUUCUGACUGGUACCCCAACCUGGAUGCACUGAAAGAAAGCUGUCGCAUUGCAAGCAGCUACAACUGGGCUGACGUCGACCUUUCACCUUUCCAAGGACUGAGGGAAAGCAUGAGGCAGGCGGAGUUGAACAACUGGUCCUUGGAACCCACCCAGAUCGCAGACCUCUGCUCGUCCAUCAACCAGUUCUUUGCCCGCACCGGCGUCAUCCAGCCACAGGGGGCGGUGCCGCCCGCCGUCUGCCACGGCCCCAUGCACCCAAACAAACCCAGCCAGCACCUCGGCACAGGAAAUCUCUACAUGGACUCCAGACAGACCAUGUCCAUGAUGGGCCCUCCAGGGUACCCUCACAUGCCCCCCAUGAGCAGCGCAGGGCCCACUAUGACCGGACACCACCCUCAGAUGAACCAGCAGCACAUGAUGCCCAGCAGGAACUUCCAGAUGCAUCGCAUGCCCGCUGACGACAUCCAGGAUGAUUUUGACUGGGACUCCAUUGUUUAGCCUCUUUUUUUGCCGGCACUCACGUGGAGGGGAGGAGCCAGAGGAAGAGGAGGAGGAAGCCCCAGGCUGUAGAGGCUGCGGGAGGGGAAGGAGGAGGAGGAUGAAGAUGCCCCCCUGCCUAAAAGGCGGGGCGUGGGCGGACAUUACAUGAGGUGAGGCCGUGACUUUUCCAGCAGCAGAACUGUGAGACAAUCAAGUGUGGUGGGACACAAUCAUGAGGACCACACCUAACCAGCCUCAUCAUCCUCAUCCUCGUCCUUAAAGCAGCCCCCUUCAAAAAAAAAGAGAAAAAAGACCCCCGCCCUACCACGCUCCCUCGCCACCACCCCCACGCUCUUUGCAGCUUCGCUUUCACGCUCUCCAUAUCUCUUCUUCUUCUUCUUCUUUUUAUUCUGUGAGUCAUGUGACCGCGCUGCAGGAGAGAGUGACGCCCCCGUGUGGCCAAACAGGGUUUUUAAACAUGGUUAUCAAAGCCUUUCUCUUUCCCAAUUGGAUUGGAUUCAUUUCCCACCAAAUAGUUCCACUCCCUGCAUCGUGUCCCGAGGGCAAUUGGCACAAAAUGGAGUCUCGGAAAAAGGAGUUUAGAACAUUCAGAGGGAGUUUUCCAAAAAAAAACGACCGCCUGGGCUCGCAUGUGGAAGAUGUAUCCACGCAGACCAGCAGGUGGCGCUUGCUACUUCCUUCUUCACCACCAAGCCAGUCGGAGCUUUUCUUCUGUCACACACGUGUUGGAAAGAAAAAUGUCUUAAAAGGUUGUUAGCUAGGGGGAGGAGUUAUGCUAGUGUUUAUACUGCAAUGCAUUCAUAUUGUGCACACACACACACACACACACACACACACACACUCCAUUGUUCAGACGAUCAAUUCCACCCAAUACUCCUAAACAAUCAAUCUGAGUGAUUAUUAUUAUUAGCUGAGGUGGAACUUAGCAUCUGUUUCAGGACGCUGGUCCACCUCCUGUUACCGUAUUUUCCGGACUAUAGAGCGCAUUGAGAUAUAAGCCACUCAAUUUUAGAAGGAAAAAAUAUGUUUCCACAGAUACAUACGUCGUGAAGUGAGUUAUUUACACAGAAAAUGUUUAUUUACAUACCUUAAUUCAGUGGUUCUUAACCUUGUUGGAGGUACCGAACCCCACCAGUUUUUUUUUUCAAAUUCAAGACAAAUGUACAUGUUUUUGGUAACACUUUAGUAUGGGGAACAUAUUCUAAGUAACACAGACUUAAUUUAGAGUUAUUUGGUUAGGGUUAGGGCCAGGGUUAGAGGGUUAGGGUUAUAAUAAGGCCAUGCAGAAUAAGGCAUUAAUAAGUACUUAAUAAUGACUAGUCAAGAGCCAAUAUGUUACUAAUUUGCAUGUUAGUAAGCAACUAAUUAAUGGUGAAUAUGUUCCCCAUACUAAAGUGUUACCAUGUUUUAUUACUGGUGCAUAAAAUCGGGUGUGUCUUGACCUCCGCCGAACCCCUGAGCCCGACUCACCGAACCCCUACGGUUCAAUCGAACCCAGGUUAAGAACCACUGCCAAACGGCGUCUGUAACACGGCAGUAAAACGGCUGAUCAAACAAAACGGAAGCUCUCCAAUCAGCUAAACAGACUCAAUAACUCCACGGUGACGUUUUAGGGAAUUUACUGAGGAACUUGUGGAACUGAAACAAUACAAAAAGAAUGCCAUUGUGAGUUAAUAAUACUAACACAGACACUCGUACAUGUAUUAGCAUAUUAGCUCAUGCUAACGACGCUAGCUUCAUUACAUUACGAUAGCACGUACAAAGACAUCACGUAUGGAACGGUUUAGUAAGUAGAAACAGUUUUAGUUAUAUUGUAUAACAUACAAACGUUGCUUUGAAGUGACGAAUGAAGAAUCCAUUCGAGUAGAAACGCCAUGGACGGCUAGAAGACUGAACGGCACUUCUACUUCCGGUUGAAAGCACUAAAUGGAAGGACACUGCAGCGAACUUGUCCAAAAGAUGGCGCCAUUGCACAAACAGUUCAACACUUUUUCAGUGUAUUUACUUGUUUGUUUGUUUUUUAAACUAGUUUUAUUUUAUUAUGGCCGUCAGUGAAGAGAAAUCUGUAAAUUAGCCGCACUGUUUCAUAAGCCGCAGGGUUCAAAGUGUAGGGAAAAGUAGGGGCUUAUAGUCCGGAAUGUACGGUCAUUAAUAACCCCCCCCCCCCCCCCUGAGAUCAUUGAUAUGAAAUGAAAGUGUGGAGAUUAAUUUGACUUUUGAAGUUUUCUAGGUUGUUUGAGUUGUGAAGGAGGAUUCUUCCAUGGAGAAGUUCUCCUUCACCCUUGAAGAUGCAGGACUUGGGUCCACGUUGAUGACAAUCUGUUCCAAGUCCUGCAGACCCUCUUUGCUGUCUUGAAAGAAGCCCUUUCAAACUCUAAAUGCUGCGUUUGCUUCAAUCAAAGUUAAGUUGAGACGUUAAAUUGUAUUGUUUAUGUGGUUCUUUAGAAGCUGGAGUUCCACAAGUGACUGCAGCAGCGUGUCCUUAAAGAAAGAAAAAGCAAAAGGAAGUAAGCAAAGGGCGUGUCAAAGUUUCACGUACGUACUUUUUGUUUGUCACGGACCGCCACCAACCCAUUGUAGCGCACCUGCUCCGCCAGAGAAUAAGGAGACGUAGCAGGAAGGAUCAUUAGCGUUGCAACUCCUUUAGUUCCUUAAAAAAGGUGACUGGUGACAAAUCUAGCCAAGACUUUUGGAGACUCUGAUUUAAAAACAUGUAUUGCUCUUCUCAACGAGCAUCAGGUGCUGCUGUGGCCCCUCCCCCAUUUCAAACACUCACAGGUUUAACAUUUAAAAAAAGAAGCUACUGGAAAAAUAAUUUGUAUUUCUAAACGUUUUGUACUCAAACCCACCAGCACCAUGAAUAGAUUGCAGUUCUGUGGUUUUUGACCAAAUUACCAAUUUAUUGUUUUGUUUUUAUUAACUUAUGAAUAACAUUCUCAGUGAGUGUUGAUCUUUUUAAUUGUUCAGAACUCCUGUUUACAUACAAAUCAGAUUUUUUUUUUUUUUAAACUUAAUUCCUAAUAGGGUUCAUAUUGUCUUAAUUGUUCUGAACUCCUGUUUCGAAACAAAAUAUAUUUUUUAAUUUAAAUCAGUUAACACAAUUCUUAUCAAAUUAAUAUUUUUAAAUGGUUCUGAACUCCUGUUUCCAGACAAUGUGCUUCUUUUUUAAUUCAAAUUAAUUAAUGAAAUCAUUGAAGGGAUUUAUAUUUAUUUUAAUUGUUCUGAACUCCUGUUUCCAGGCACACAAUUUUCUUCUUUUGAAAAUUCAAAUUCGUUAAUAAAUUUCUUAAUAAGAUUAAUUUUUUUUAUUGUUCUGAACUCCUGUUUCCAGGCUUUUUUGUAUUUAAAUUAAUUAAUUUAACUCAUAGUAUGAUUUGAUAUUUAUUUAAUUGUUCUAAAGCUCUGUUUCUAGACACAAUUUUCUUCUUUUUUAAAUUCUAAUAAACUAAAUCCUUAAUAGGUUUGAUAUUUUAAUUGUUCUGAACUCCUGUUUCUAGGAAUCUUUUUUUUUUUAAAUUAAAAUCAAUUAAUUUAAUUCUUAAUGGGAUUUGGUCUUUUUUUUAAGUCUUCUAAACCGUGUACAGACAGCUUUCUUAUUUAUGAAAUUCAAAUUAAUUAAUUAAAUCCUUAAUAGAUUAAUAUUUUUAAUUGUUCUGAACUCCUGUUUCCAGACAAAAUGUGCCUAUUGUCCAAAUGUAAAUCAACUAAAUUAGGGCUGCAACAACUAAUCGAUUAUAAAAAUAGUUGGCGAUUAAUUUAGUCAUCGAUUCGUUGGAUCUAUGCUAUGCACAUGCGCAGAGGUUACUUGUUUUUUUUUUUUUUUUUUUUUUUUUUUUAAAUAAA
Nerophis lumbriciformis (worm pipefish) is the source of this 6420-nucleotide messenger RNA. RefSeq names its product forkhead box J3 (gene foxj3). Gene Ontology annotation, cellular component: nucleus. Gene Ontology annotation, biological process: regulation of transcription by RNA polymerase II. Gene Ontology annotation, molecular function: DNA-binding transcription factor activity, RNA polymerase II-specific; RNA polymerase II cis-regulatory region sequence-specific DNA binding. The record is from RefSeq and is a predicted model, not a curated record. Lineage: Eukaryota; Metazoa; Chordata; Actinopteri; Syngnathiformes; Syngnathidae.